AUGUCCGAAACUCAACUUGCCUUGCCCUUUUUAAUCAUAGGCCUUGGCUCUGAAAUGAUAAACUUCCUCCUCCAUAAAACAGAGGUCCAAAAUAUCGACUCAACUAAAUCAUCAAAGUUAAAGCGAGAUUUAAUUAAAUAUUUGUAUUCCAACGAUUUCAUUAAUGAGAUGAUGACCCCUCAGCCAAUUUACAAUUUACGAGCAUGCGAAGAAAUCUUCAAAAAACUAUUAAGUAUAUCAAUUUUCAAAACAAAAGCAAAUGGUUGGAAGAAAUUGUUCAAAAUAAUGACUAUACUUGCCUAUAAUGAAUAUAGGCAUUUUAUUGGCAUCGCUAUCUUAUUUUAUUAUAAUAAAUAGGAUAUCUAAUAAUUGAUAAGAAUGCUUAUAUUCAUUGCUGAUAGUUAUAUGAACUAUAAAUCAAAGCUCAUAAAUUUAAAAUGGCCAGAGGAAUUAUUGGAUAUGACAGUCUCAUACAUGAAAAAUCUUAGAAUUUUAGUAGCUGAAACUGAUGAAGAAGUGCUAAUUAAUGACUCUGUUGCCAAAAUGAAGGCUCUAUUUGAUAUGUGCAGCUCUGCAGGAUACAACAGAAUAAAGCAGACCCUGUUUAAGACGCUUCAGAAUUCAAAUACUAAAAUUGGGUCAAUGCUAAAAUCAGGGACUCAAUUAAGAGAUGGAUCCUUUGGAUUUGAUAAUUUUACGGCCCCACCUGGGACAAAACCUCCAGGUGAUGGCAAGGUAUAUUUUUAUGGAAAUUUCAGAAGCAAACUCAAGAUAAAAAUUCCGCUAACUCUAUUAUGAAGAAUAGCAUAUUCUCAUUCCCUUUAAUAAGCAAAAAAACCCCAAGGGUAAUUCUUUUUCAAAAAUAUUAUAUUGAAAUCUAAGUCAUAAAAUUUCUUAUAAAAACGAUAACUGACUAAAAAUUAAUAUAAUUUGCUUGAGAUUCAUUAUUGCAAUUAUAAUUAUACAUUAUAGUGCUGUAAAUUCUAUAGUAUGUUCGAUAAGCUGAAAUUAUUUUCUCUAAUUUACUACUAUUAUCCUAUCUUAUAAUAAUCAGCCUAAAAAAAAUCAGCAUGCAAUAUUCGGACAUCGAGUUAAGGGAAAAAUAUGAAAAAAGUAAAGCCCCAUCAAGAAGACCUGGAGAAAUGAACAUAAACACUUCACAAGAAGAAGAAGAUAAAAGCUUUAUAUUUGAUGAGAGCGAAAGAAAAGGCGUGGCCAAAUGGGAACUGGAUUCAUUGCAUAAAAUGAUAAAUCCUAGUGAAGAAGUUGUAAACACUGAAAGUGUUGUACUUGAUUACGAAGAAAAAACCGCACCAAAGCCAGAAAUUAAAGACGAAAAAGAAAUUGUCAAAGAAAUGAAAGCAAAAAUUGACAAUUCUAAGCUUGAAAAAAUGAAAGCAUAUUUCAACGAAGAAAGCCAUAAAGAACCUUCCGAAGACGAUUUAAUGAUUAAUCUAGGAGUUAAAUAG
Messenger RNA from Blepharisma stoltei, 1469 nucleotides. The record is from the annotation of a GenBank genome assembly. Lineage: Eukaryota; Ciliophora; Heterotrichea; Heterotrichida; Blepharismidae.